Symbiodinium necroappetens is the source of this 267-nucleotide messenger RNA. The record is from the annotation of a GenBank genome assembly. Lineage: Eukaryota; Dinophyceae; Suessiales; Symbiodiniaceae.
AUGGCGCUCACGGGUUUUCCGGUGGUCUAUGUGUUCCAGCGGCCGGCCACUGACGAUACCGAGCUCCUCGAAGAUGUUGAGCUCCAGACUGCAGCGCUCAAGAACCACUGGGAGUGGAAGGGCGCGCAAUAUGCCAGUCGAACGAACACCGGUAUCGGCUCCAGUCGUUUGAGCCAUGUUCCAGACGACCUGCUGGAUGAGGAAAUCUGGGAGAAGGUGGUGAGCUACAUCGCACGAAUCUGGGCAACACUGCUCGUAGCGCGGUAG